GCGCGGAGGACUCGCUGGAGCAGGCAGGUGGAGGGAGGAGUGGUCCAGAGAGUAACUGCCCGGAGUUGGUGCGCCACAGACUCUGCAAGCAGCGGGGAGGAAGCGGCUACGUGGGGUGCUGGGGUCUCCUGGGCAGAGAGAGGGCCCUGACCCGGCUAGCUACGUGGUGUGGGGGGGCUGUCACUCACCACGCAGGGCCGGAGGAGAUGACACAUGGGGUCUCAACACUCCUCUGCUCACACGUUUUGUCAGCGAAAGGAGGCUGACAACGCGGAGGACUUGCUGGCUGAUAGAGAGCAGGAGGAAGCCAUCGCCCAGUUCCCCUACGUGGAGUUCACCGGGAGAAACAGCAUCACCUGCCACACCUGCCAAGGCGCGGGCUACAUCCCAGCAGAGCAAGUCAAUGAGUUGGUGGCCCUGAUACCCCACAGUGACCAGAGGUUGCGUCCUCAGAGAACUAAACAGUAUGUGCUCCUGUCAGUCCUGCUCUGUCUCCUGGCAUCUGGCUUGGUGUUCUUCUUCCUGUUUCCACACUCAGUCCUUGUGGAUGAUGAUGGCGUCCAAGUGGCCAAAGUCACCUUUAAUAAACAGGACUCCCUCGUGAUCCUCGCUGUCACGGCUACCCUGAAAAUCAGGAACUCCAACUUCUAUUCUGUGGCCGUGACCAACCUGUUGAGCCAGGUUCAGUACAUGAGGGCCGUGGUUGGCACACACAUGACUGCUAAUGUCUCACUCAUCCCCCCGAGGAGUGAGCGCCUGGUGAAUUUCACGGUGAAGGCUGAGGUGGGAGGACCGUCUUCCUAUGUGUACUUCUACUGCACCAUCCCUGCCAUCCUGGUGCACAACAUCGUUAUCUUCAUGAGGACCUCUGUGAAGAUUUCAUACAUUGGCCACAUCUCCCAGAGCACCUUGGAGACACAACACUAUGUGGAUUGUGGAGCGAAUUCCACAGCUGUCUAGAGCCUGCUCUUAGUCCUCCCGGGGCCCACACCUGUAGGAGGCUUCACAUCUGUCCCUAGGCCCAGCAUCUGUGCUGGCCUGGCACCCACAUGGAGUGACUGAGCGGAGGAGGAAGCCAUGGGGGGAAGCUGCCCCUCCCAGCACCUUGGGUUUUUCCGGGAAACAGCAAAAUCACUGCCCAGUGCCUAGUCCGUGCCUAGCAAAUAGUUAGCGCUCAACUACAGUCUGAAGAAUUGAGUUCGGAUAUGUUGGCUGCUCUUGAGUCAUUCCUUACGUGUUGAGGUGGACCAGGGUUCUAGGUUCCGGACCAGAGUGACGUGGAAGUAGGUGGCUGCUGCAUCUGCCGAUGUGCAGGUGCCAUAGGUGCAAAGAAGCGCCAGCAGGAGAGGCGAGCACAACGCCUGUGGGGAGCCCCUCGGUGGCUGCAUUGGUUUCUGUGCUCCCCAACACCCAGCAGCUUUCCAGAAAGGUUUUGGUAGUUUUCCUUCCCCUUACAAAGUUAAUACUGCCCCACCCCACCCCUGGGGUCUGUUGAAGGCUUCGAUGAACCUUCCAUCUACUGGCUGGACGUGGAUUGGGGAUUGGAAAGAAAAAUAAAGCCUGCUUUUGGUUGA
Molecule: messenger RNA, 1574 nt
Organism: Meriones unguiculatus (Mongolian gerbil)
Lineage: Eukaryota; Metazoa; Chordata; Mammalia; Rodentia; Muridae
Gene: Tmem106c
Product: transmembrane protein 106C
Exons: 9
Coding region: 214-960 (248 amino acids)
Source: RefSeq, a predicted model, not a curated record